Candidula unifasciata is the source of this 3261-nucleotide messenger RNA. Lineage: Eukaryota; Metazoa; Mollusca; Gastropoda; Stylommatophora; Geomitridae. The record is from the annotation of a GenBank genome assembly.
AUGUCUCUCCGGCAUGGAAGUGUUAGCUCUGCUUGCUCAGCAGCCUUUGAUGCAAAUGAAGUUCCCGUUUCUGUGGAUCUGCUAGAAACUACCAGAUUUUUAUUAGAUUUUCUGAGUGAAAUUUCCGCUAGACCAGAACUUUAUGAAGGGCCGUUAGUUGAAUGUGCAAUUCAGCGAUAUGAAAGAUAUUGGCUGCCUUUGGUUGCAAAGCACCCCGGGAGACUCUUACCAGCACCACUUGAUAUAGAAUGGGUGUGGCAUUGCCACAUGUUGUGCCCAGAAGCUUACAACACCGACUGCAAGAAUAUUGUGGGGAAAGUCAUCGACCAUCAUAUAAUAGACAGGGCUAAGCGUAAAGAUCUGAUCAAAGAUUCUGAACGACUAUGGCGAAACGAGUACACAGAUGUGCCUUUUUCUGCAUGUGAUGCUGUAACUCCAUGGUUUGACUGCGAAUUUGUUUCGGCCUUGACUUAUAAUCUAGCAUCAGCUAUUUGUAGACAAAGGACGUUCAAUUAUCAAGUCAGUCUUCCUCACUACAGAGAUGAGAAGUUCUUAAAUAGUGCAAUAUUGCGUUACAAGAAAUUCUUGUAUUUGAAAUUAAACAACCCUGGGAUGUUUCUAGUACCAUGCUGUGACACUGAUCUCAUGUGGCACACACACAUGCUUCAUCCACAUUUCUACAAGGAUGAUACACAGAGCUAUCUUGGCUGUUUGCUUCCCCAUGAUGAUGCUGUCAGUAACCGCUCACCUGGUUCAAAACUAUCGCUGUACGAGGCCAAGACACGAAAUCUUUGGCGUAAGGCAUUUAAUGAAAAGUUUUCAUAUUAUGGAGCGAUGUAUCGCGGAGAGCCACCAAAUUCUAAACUAAAUGCAAUGAGCAGGGAAGAGAUCUUCAAGGUUUGCAGCAAGCAAGCUGAUGUGUUUCUUGAGAGAAUUCGUAUAACUGGGCUUCCAACAGGAAAAUCAUAUAAACUCAAGCUUUGCUACAAUACAGGAUAUCAGAAUUUCAGCCGCUCACUUUACGUUACGGAAAACAUCGCUACCAUCAAGGGAACCUCUCGUACAUUGGAAGAUCACAGGAUUAACAUCCAUUUCCAGUUUGAUACUCGCUACAAUGACAAAAUCAUUGUGAACCUUCAGCAGAAGUCUGGGAGGCUGUGUCUUGGGAGCAGCGAUGUUGUCGGAGAGGGCAGGAUUGAUCUGUUGAAGAAGAUUCAGCCCCUAACUGGUAAAGGAUUAACGGCUAAUGAUGAAUUUGAGUGCGGAGACAGUUUGUCCAUAGGGCUGGCUUGGAGCUGCUCUGCCCCAUCUUUAGGCCCUUGUGUGCUCAGACUUGAACCAGGGGAUUACCAAAGCUGUAUAAUGCCAGAGGAUAAGGAGUCUCUGUGGGGUCCUAUCCCCCUGCCACGGCUACCUGCAGGGGUAGUUAGUGUCUGCUCGGUUGCUUCCCACAGGUUGCUGAAUCAUACCAAGAAAGUUGUCUUCACAGUCCGGAUGAUUCACAGCGAACCUCUGCUGAUGUCAGCAGUGCAUGUGUUCUUUGGGGAAAAGAUGGUGUCCGUAGCUCAUCUGGUCGUGGGAGACCAGCUGCCACUUCCUGAAAUGGUCAGUGACACGAAAAAGUGCAUAACUCUAAACCCAAAGGAAGGUCAGAGAGCUGUGCUUAUAAAAAACCAUAAAGGCGACUGGGGGGUAGCUGUUGGCUGGUGGGAAGGUAUUCAAAGAAAAGUUCCUGGACGGAAAGGAUCAUGCAGUGAAGGUCACCUUGAAGUCAGAUUUUUUCACCUGCCGAACAACAGAUGGCACUAUGUUUCAUUUGAUCGUUUGUACUCCCUGGCCACCUCUAAAUUUGAAAUCGGUGACUGUGUUGUUGAAUUUGAUAGUGGUUUUAUUGAGAUUAACUCUGACAGAGGAGAAAUCGCUGAAAAUCUGGCCCUGAUUUUCAGUGUGGCUUUGAUCCAUGUCUUAUGCCAGCCUCGGCCAGUGAACUGGGCUCCAAAGGUAGACACUGUUACACCAGAGAUAGAACCCGUACCUAAACUGGGUGGAUCUGAGGAAAUAGCCCUUCUGUUGGCUGCUGGAGUGCUGAUAGCCACACCUUGCAAUCAUGCUAUUAGAAACUUGUUCAAGAAGAAGAGACGCUACGGAGAUAGCGGUGGUUACAAGCAGGUAAGCCAAAGAAGUCAGUAUGAGUCAAAUGGAGGUCCUGCAGCAAUUAUGCACGAGUCUGAAGGGAACACUGGGUGGAAGAAUGACUGGCAGACAGGUGGCAGUAAUUGUAAUGUUGGUACUACGGAAAAUACUCAUGUGGUUGGGGGGCUUUUGUCUGUUAUAAAAGAGCAGACAGACACAGACUGUGAAGACAGCGCCGAUGACAAAGCAGCUGAUUCUUUCAAAGACACUGAUGUAGAUUUAUCAGCAAUAACAGACAGAACGGCUCUACUACUUACAGUUGAUGAUACCGAUAAGGCAAACGAUGUGGUUAGUCCAGAGAAAGUCUCUAAAUUGCCUAAAGGUGACAGUAAAGACAGUGACCCACAUGAUGGCGGGAGUGAGGAAGAGGAAGAAGAGUCUGAUCGACAGAGUGAGGGAGUCUUUGAAGUGGAAGGAUAUAACCUGGAUGCAGACAGCCGGACAGGGUUAUUUGGUGACGGGGAGGAUGACAGUGAUGAAGCUGACCUGGAAAUUGGUGAGAUUGAUCCUGAAAUGCGGCCUGACAGUUGUAACAGGCAAGACGACCUGUGCAUUCAUAACCAGAGUUUUGACAGUGACAAAAUACAUGAAGACUUCCUGAACGGCACUGAUCAAAAUGACGAGGGGGCUUUUGAAAACGAUGUGGACAAUUAUUACGAUGAAUUCUACAACAUUGAAGGUGACGAUAACGUUGGUAUUCAUGAAAAUGAAGUAAACAACACCAAUGAUGCAGGAAAGAGUGUGUGGGACUCCUACGGGGAUGACGUUGGGAAUCUUAUGAACGACUACAAUGCAGAUUUUGGGGGGUUUGCUUCAAAUGGCUAUAAUGAAAAUGAAGGAAGUUGUGGUGGUGGGGGUGGUAGUGAAGGCUUUGGUGCCAAUACCAGUUUUACCAUAGAGAACUGUAAUGAGGGGCAUGAUGCUAGUAGUGGGGGUUACUCACAUUACUCCUCCGAUCUGUUUGAGACUAAUGUAGGAUAUGGCGUUGGUGCGGACAUUGGGAUGUGUAGUAGUGGUGUUGCUGAGUGCAUUGAAGCAGGUGGAGGUGAUGUGGAUGGAGGCUUCUGA